Messenger RNA from Sus scrofa (pig), 1663 nucleotides. It is a transcript of the gene PSMD10, whose product is annotated as proteasome 26S subunit, non-ATPase 10. Lineage: Eukaryota; Metazoa; Chordata; Mammalia; Artiodactyla; Suidae. Gene Ontology annotation, molecular function: NAD+ poly-ADP-ribosyltransferase activity; protein binding. Gene Ontology annotation, biological process: protein localization to chromosome, telomeric region; positive regulation of canonical Wnt signaling pathway; positive regulation of telomere capping. Gene Ontology annotation, cellular component: nucleus; cytoplasm. The record is from RefSeq and is a predicted model, not a curated record.
UUGAUUGGCAGUGGGAGCCGGCGACGUGAGGCGGUCUUUGGUCUGGCUUCACCGAGAUCCUGGGAAAGCGAAAUGGAGGGGUGUGUGUCUAACCUAAUGGUCUGCAACCUGGCCUACAGCGGAAAGCUGGAAGAGUUGAAGGAGAGGAUCCUGGCCGAUAAAUCCCUUGCCACUAGGACUGACCAGGACAGCAGAACUGCAUUGCAUUGGGCAUGCUCAGCAGGACAUACAGAAAUUGUUGAAUUCUUGCUGCAACUUGGUGUGCCAGUGAAUGAUAAAGAUGAUGCAGGUUGGUCUCCUCUCCAUAUUGCUGCUUCUGCCGGCAGGGAUGAGAUUGUGAAAGCCCUUCUGGGAAAAGGAGCUCAAGUCAAUGCUGUCAAUCAAAAUGGCUGUACUCCCCUACAUUAUGCAGCUUCCAAAAACAGGCAUGAGAUUGCGGUCAUGUUACUGGAAGGCGGGGCUAAUCCAGAUGCCAAGGACCAUUAUGAGGCUACAGCAAUGCACCGGGCAGCAGCCAAGGGUAACUUGAAGAUGAUUCAUAUCCUUCUGUACUACAAAGCAUCCACAAACAUCCAAGACACUGAGGGUAACACUCCUCUACACUUAGCCUGUGAUGAAGAGAGAGUGGAAGAAGCAAAACUGCUGGUGUCUCAAGGAGCAAGUAUUUACAUUGAGAAUAAAGAAGAAAAGACACCCCUGCAAGUGGCCAAGGGUGGUCUGGGCUUAAUACUCAAGAGAAUGGUGGAAAGUUAAACAGCUUGGAUUUAUUCUUCCUUUGUUAUGUUUUGUGCUUGUCCCCUAAGGUCCUGGAAACUGAUGUACAUGUGCACAAGACAUCAUCUGUGAAUGAUGAAUUUUGUUCAUCUUCAAAGUCUUAUAAACCUCUUGACCGUUGUUGCUGCUGAGGUAUUUGUUCUAAGCUCACGACUCGCUUUCCAGGCAUUGAAUAACUGCUGCGAUGAUUCUGCUGUUGUUGUAUAUUAUUCUGUACUGAAUUUUGGUUAACUUUGAGUAAGUGGUUCUGUGGCUGUUGUUGAGUCUUCAGCACUCUGCCAAGCACCCUCUGUCCUCCCUCUGAGGCAGAACCACCCCAAUAGCACCAGGCCAGUUCCUCUGCCAAAUGUUUCUAGGUAGAUUCUGCCAUGUUCCUCCAUACAGUUGAAACACAGACUUGUUUUUCAAGCUCUCUCAGAGGCCUAUGCCAAGUAUCUGGUUUUUUUUUUUUUUUCAACAGUAUAGUUUAAUGUGUUUUUGUUAUAGGGGAAUACUUAUAUAUUUUGAGGACCAAAUUUUCAGUUAGAGGGCGUGCUCUCCAAGUUUGUUGUUCAUAAACACUAAAAUAAUGAAAAAUAAUAGCUCUGUACCCAUGUAUGUUUUAAUGAACUGUUUCCCUCCAAAGUAAAAUGUAUUGUUUUUAAAACGGAGGUUUUAAAGUACCUGUAUUAAGUCACCCCAGACUGAAAAGAAUGUCAAGCUUGUGACCACGAUAUGUAACAAAAAUGUCUUUUGAUUUGUAUUUCAGAAACAAAAAAUAAAGUGUUGAGAGGCUCUCCCAAUUCUUCUUUCAAAUCAGUUAGAUACCCACUUAAGCCUUUAAAUCCUUUAUAAAGACACUUCUUAGGUUUUGGUAGCUCUAAAGUCAAUAAAGUUAAUGAAGCUUGAA